Stomoxys calcitrans (stable fly) is the source of this 930-nucleotide messenger RNA. RefSeq names its product juvenile hormone acid O-methyltransferase-like. Bases 146 to 877 code for a protein of 243 amino acids. The transcript has 3 exons. The record is from RefSeq and is a predicted model, not a curated record. Lineage: Eukaryota; Metazoa; Arthropoda; Insecta; Diptera; Muscidae.
GGUGUCUAGAAGCAACCGUAGAAAAUGAAUAAGCCGGACUAUUAUCACAAAUCUCAUAGUGAAGGGAAGCGGGAUGUAGGAGAACUUUUCCAAGAGUUUUCAACAAAAUUCCAAUGGCGCACUGUAGGUGGUGAUAUUUUUUGCGAUGUGGGCAUUGGGCCAGGAGAUUUUUUUUAUCAGCCACAUUUACCCUUUGGUCAAGGAAAAAUGUUCCAAAAUCGUGCUUUGUGAUAUAUCAAAAGAAAUGUUGGAAUAUUGUCGAAAACAUUUUCACGUAUCCGACAAGUUGGAUUAUAAAUUAUUUGAUAUUGCCGAAAAAAGUGGACCACCCAAAGAGUUGGAGGGUCAAUUUGAUCAUGUGACCUCAAUGCUUGUAUUACAUUGGGUUUCGGAUUAUCGGCAGAGUCUUAAAAACUUUUAUCAGCUUCUUCGUCCAAAAGGUGGAGAUUGUAUUCUGAGUUUCUUUUUCGACAACCAUGUCUUUCAUACCUGCAAUCAUUUGGGAAGCAGUCCAAAAUGGUUUCAAUACACACAAGGCAAAGGUCAAUUUCAUUUAGAAUUUCUAAAUUCAAAGGAUCCUAUAACAGAUUUUUGCAAUAUGAUGACAGCCGAAGGAUUUCAGAAUGUGGAAGUUAAGAUGAAGCCGGUUGUUUAUAAUUAUGGAAAUAAGGAAAAUUUUAAAGAAAAUAUGAUAUCCGUAUUACAUAUUUUUGAUUUUUUAACGAAAGCCCAACAGGAUGAGUUCUUUGAUGAAUUUGUGGACCACUUAGCCCAACUCGCUGCUAAAAAACUUGGAACAAGUCCUCAGAAUUCAAAAUAUUGCAUAUGCAUCGAUUUAGUUGUAGCAUAUGGACAAAAACCAUGUGUAAUCGAAUAAUGAAGAAAUUCGUAGGAAAUGUUUGAAAUUAAAAAAAAAUUCAAAUAUGUUGA